Messenger RNA from Neurospora tetraspora, 1827 nucleotides. RefSeq lists its product as uncharacterized. The transcript is spliced from 2 exons. NCBI's taxonomy places the organism in Eukaryota, Fungi, Ascomycota, Sordariomycetes, Sordariales, Sordariaceae. Gene Ontology annotation, molecular function: zinc ion binding; DNA-binding transcription factor activity, RNA polymerase II-specific. The coding region runs from base 1 to 1827 and encodes 608 amino acids. Gene Ontology annotation, biological process: regulation of DNA-templated transcription. The record is from RefSeq and is a predicted model, not a curated record.
AUGGCGACCGCCUACGAGUCCAACAGCUGCAAUGUGUCGCCGCGGACGACGAGCACGACACCCAAAGCCAAAGUCGUUACAUUUGUUCUCCACGAAGCCCGUAUACCGCUCCGAGUCGCAAUCUACCCGCACGAUGCGACCGAAUCCAUCAUUACCACUGUCAAGAAUUUUUACGGUUUAUACUACAAGGAGCGCGCGGGAAUCAGCUUCGAGGACGAGCGAGGAAACACCAUGAUUGCCCGAUACGAAAACUUUGUCGACCACCAGUCCGUCAACGUCCGCAUCAUUGAGAACCCCCGCGGGCUAUCACCGAGCUACAACAAUGCCGAUGGCUACCACGGAGACGAAGAGAACGACCACUACGCCUCCAGACCCACACUGCGAACAUCUCGUUUCCGCAGCCCCUCUCCCAAUGGUGGCCGAGGGCGCCGCAGCACUUCAACUGCCAUUGCCGGAAAGAAAGGGCGAUCGCGGUCUUCCAAGACCACGCAUGGUGACCACGGCGACAGCGUCAAUGGCUACAGCAGUGGAGAUGGUGCAUCGGGGUCGGUGUCAGGAAAGAACAAGGAGCCUAUCGGAAACACCGACAUCAGUGUGGAAAACAUCGUCGAAGGGGGACGGCGGAAGCGCGCCAAAUUGUUCGAGAGUUCGGAAUUGCCGCUUUUUGCUCCCCCACAGAUGCCAGCGGCCGCUUCCAACCAUUCAUUCUCCCCUAUCAGACACAGUGACUCCCACCGAUACCCUCCUCCUUUCAGUAAUGCCACUCAAAACCCCUUCAGCAAUCCCCGGCCUCUACAAACUCCGCCGAACUACCACAAUCACUACGCGGCUUCUAGUACGUAUGCGACGCCGGCCAUUGACGACCGUCGCGCCCGUGGAAGCAUCAGCUAUGAUGGCUCGGGUGUUGCCACCGGGGCAAGGACAAUACUCACACCCGACCCCACUGUGAGAAGCUGUGUGUCUGAGGAGGACAAAGACAUUAAAGACGUCGCCAUGCAGCUCAUGCAGUUGCAAGGAGGUUGGAACCCAAAUGGCCGAUCUUCAGGCUCAACGCUGGAUGAUACGUUCAGUGGUAGGGCAGAUGCUUCUUGCUCCACCGGUACGACGAGUGAUUGUGAGAGUGAAAGCGAGGACGAGAUGCCGCUUGCCCAUACGAAGGCGGACGCGUUCAGGGAUCAGAGUGUCUUCCAGACAACGGAGAGCCACUUUGCAGUUCCGCAAGAUGGCGCCGAGGUGAGCGGUGAUGACGCCGACUACGAGGAUGGAGAUGGGGUGGAGGAGGGCGCGAUGGCCGCCCCCAAACUCUUGAAGAAUCCGAAACCCAGAUCCGGUUCCCUAAACGGCUCUAGGGCACGCUCACAGCCAACCAGCAAGCCCAAGGCAAUCAAGACGACCAAGCCGAAGAGCAAGAAGACCUCGGCAAAUCCAGUGCCUAUGACGCCCGCAUCCAUGCCUGCCUCCCGCAAGCAGUCGAUCGUAUCAACUUCGACCUACUCUGCGGCUCAUGGAGAGGAGGAACAGCCGGAUCUCUCUACCAAGCCACGCUGCCAACGGUGUCGCAAGAGCAAGAAGGGAUGUGACAGGCAACGACCUUGUGGCAGAUGCAAGGAUGCCGGCAUUCCCGCCGAGCAAUGCAUUAGCGAGGACGAGGGUAAUGGCCGGAAGGGCCGCUACGGUCGUCACAUGGGUGUUCCCGUUCCAGUGAACAAGGAGGAAGUGUCGGCUCCGGCAACAUUACUGCCGGCUGCCCUAAUCGCCCCCGCGGGGGGUCUGGGCUCGGCCCCAAAUUCAUCGGCACUCGAUAAGAGCAAGAAGCGCAAGAGGUGA